ACGGCAAAACCUGAGGAUUCGGCCCGCCACCCCCGUCCCCGUCGUCCCAGCCCCGCAAGCCCCUAGAUUUCCCCGUCCGACGCCCGGACCCGCCUCGCGCAGCCGCGCUACCCUCCGCGACGGGGCCGUGCGCGUCGCCGCGACGACGCCAUGAGCGUGGUGACGCACGACGUCGGCGACAGCGUGUGGGAGCGCGGCCGGCGUGCCGGUUUUGAAGCUGCUCGGGGCAGUCGCGGGCCUCGCGGACCCGUCCCGCCGCCGCCGGACCCCGGGAGGGGCGCGGAGGCCCCGGGCGGGAGGCAGCGAGGCCGCGGCCAUGCCGCCCGGCAAGGUGCUGCAGCCGGUGCUGAAGAUGAAGGUGGACGAGCUGUUCCUGCGCUGGCUCAGCGAGGCCAGCACGCAGGCCAUCCUCCGGGACUGCCUGCGCAGCGUCCGCGCGCCCGCCGGGGCCCUCGUGGGCGGCGGGGACACGGGGCGCCCCGGCCCCUCGGCUGCCGCCCCCAAGCCGCACGCGCCCCAGAAGCCGACGGUCCCCGCGCUGCCCCUGGGCGCCGCGUCCAGCGGAGUAAGGCACCCGAGGAAGGAUGUCCGAAGGACGCCGUGGAUGUCGACGCUGUCAUCUCCCGGGUGGAGGCGACCUUCUCUCAGUUCCCGCACGAGAGAGCCACGAUAGACGACAUGGGCCAGGUGGCCAAGGCCUGUGGCUGCCCGCUGUACUGGAAGGGGCCGCUGUUCUACAGCGCUGGGGGCGAGUGCACCGGCCACGUCUCCGUCCACAGGUUCAUCGCCAUGUGGAGGAAGGUCCUGCAGAGCUGCCACGAUGAUGCCGCCAGGUUCACCCGUCUGCUCGUGAGCCCUGGGAGUGAGCACCUGGUGCAGGAGGACUUCGUCCCGUUUGUGCAGCUCGCCUUCAGCUGGCUGCAUGUCUGUGACUCACCUGUGCAGCUGAAUGUGUGCUGCGUCCCGACCAGCACAGCGUCCUCAGGAGCUUGCGGGCGACGCCUGCCCACGUGCGCGAGCCCCCAGCCUUCUCCUCUCCCUCUGCACCCAGGACGUCGUGAACACACACCCGGGCCUGGCCUUCCUGAAGGACGCUCCGGAGUUCCACUCUCGGUCAUUCAGCGGAUCUUCUACACCGUGAACCGGUCCUGGUCGGGGAGGAUCACGUGCACAGAGCUGAGGAAAAGCUCCUUCCUGCAGAACGUGGCGCUGCUGGAGGAGGAAGCCGACAUCAACCAGCUGACGGAGUUCUUUUCCUACGAGCACUUCUACGUCAUCUACUGCAAGUUCUGGGAGCUGGACACAGACCACGACCUGUUCAUAGACUCCAAGGACCUGGCGCGGCACAACGACCACGCCAUCUCCACAAAGAUGAUCGACAGGAUAUUCUCGGGGGCGGUGACGCGAGGUAAACGUGUACAGAAAGAGGGAAAACUGAGCUAUGCAGAUUUUGUCUGGUUUUUGAUCUCCGAAGAAGACAAGAAAACGCCAACCAGCAUCGAGUACUGGUUCCGCUGCAUGGACCUGGACGGUGACGGGACGCUGUCCAUGUACGAGCUCGAGUUCUUCUACGAGGAGCAGAGCCGCCGGCUGGACAGCAUGGCCAUCGAGGCGCUGCCCUUUGAGGACUGCCUCUGCCAGAUGCUGGACCUGGUCAGGCCCCAGAGCGAAGGGAAGAUCACUCUCCAGGACCUAAAGAAAUGUAAACAAGCAAAUGUGUUUUUCGAUACAUUUUUCAACAUCGAGAAGUACCUCGACCACGAGCAGAAAGAGCAGAUGUCCCUGCUGCGCAUGAGUGUCCCCGGCCGCGUGGGCCUGUCCUCAGCUGGCCUCAUGCCCUCCCGGCCCUGCCCCCAGGGCUGAGCGUCCCUCCUGCUCCACCCUCCCCAUUCCCCGGGGCUGACGUGUGUGUUUCUCACCCAGGAGGGCGACGGCGACCGGCCCGAGCUCUCCAACUGGGAGAAGUACGCUGCCAAGGAGUACGACAUCCUCGUGGCCGAGGAGGCCGCCGGAGACUCCUGGGACGACGGGUUCGAGGCCGAGCUCAGCCCUGUGGACGCCAAGCUGAGCGGGCGGCAUCUGCAGCUGGACCCACGGCCGUUCCUGGAGGCUCCAUCUGCCCUGGGUGCUGUUGACUUGUUCGACUACGAGUGCGAGGAUGAGCUGCAGCUGCUGUGAGGCCGUGUGCAGACAGCAAGGCCUUGUAAAGACUAUAUUUAGUCACUGCGUUUGUGAGUGGGAACCAUGUUUGUAUGGAAUGAUAAAUUUUUAUUAUUUAUUCACCUCG
Choloepus didactylus (southern two-toed sloth) is the source of this 2287-nucleotide messenger RNA. RefSeq names its product serine/threonine-protein phosphatase 2A regulatory subunit B'' subunit beta-like. Gene Ontology annotation, molecular function: calcium ion binding; protein phosphatase regulator activity. Lineage: Eukaryota; Metazoa; Chordata; Mammalia; Pilosa; Megalonychidae. The coding region runs from base 151 to 1863 and encodes 570 amino acids. The transcript has 12 exons. The record is from RefSeq and is a predicted model, not a curated record. Gene Ontology annotation, biological process: protein dephosphorylation. Gene Ontology annotation, cellular component: protein phosphatase type 2A complex.